Molecule: messenger RNA, 1115 nt
Organism: Nanorana parkeri
Lineage: Eukaryota; Metazoa; Chordata; Amphibia; Anura; Dicroglossidae
Gene: DBX1
Product: developing brain homeobox 1
Exons: 5
Coding region: 25-984 (319 amino acids)
Biological process (GO): cell differentiation in spinal cord; regulation of transcription by RNA polymerase II
Molecular function (GO): DNA binding; DNA-binding transcription factor activity, RNA polymerase II-specific
Source: RefSeq, a predicted model, not a curated record
ACACACACAGUCACACAGCCCAAGAUGAUGUUCCCCAGUCUCCUAGCUCCUCCGGCCGUCUACCCCAACCUCCUGCGGCCCACGCCGACCCUCACCCUGCCCCACAGCCUGCAGAGCGCCCUGUCCACCCACUCCAGCUUCCUGGUGGAGGACCUCCUCAGGAUCACCCGACCCACAGCCAGCGCCGGAUACUUAGCCCGGGCCGUGCCCAGCAUCUCUCCUCCGAGAUCCGAGACCCCCAACAGCCUGGCGGACACCUCAGAGCUCCUCGGCUCCAGGCAGAACUCCAACUGCAGCAACGGCAGCUCCACCUUCCUGAAGUUCGGAGUGAACGCCAUCCUGUCCAACUCCACGGCCAGAACAGAUUCCUCGCCGACGUUGCUCCACGCAGCCCCUCCAAAAACCACCUUCUCUCUGCCGUACUUCGAGGGCUCCUUCCAACCAUUCAUCAGAUCAUCCUAUUUCCCAGCUUCCUCAGCGGUGAUCCCCAUGCCAGGCACAUUCUCAUGGCCCCUAGCAGCCCGUGGAAAGCCCCGCAGGGGGAUGCUGCGCAGAGCCGUCUUCUCUGACGUCCAGCGCAAAGCUCUGGAGAAAAUGUUCCAGAAACAGAAGUACAUCAGCAAGCCGGACCGGAAGAAGCUGGCCGGCAAACUUGGGCUGAAAGAUUCUCAGGUGAAAAUCUGGUUCCAGAACAGAAGGAUGAAAUGGAGGAACUCCAAAGAAAGAGAACUUUUGUCCUCCGGUGGGUGCAGAGAGCAGACCCUACCCACCAAGUUUAACCCCAACCCCGACCUCAGCGACGUGGGCAAGAAGUCUUCAGAAGGGGAGGAUGAUGCCUUGCCUUAUCAGCGUACAGAGCUCCACCUAGAGGUGGAAACACAGCUCCCCUCCUCGCCGUAUCACUCCAGCAGGCACAGCAAAAACUCAGACUUGUCAGAGUCGGACUCUGAUGUGGACCCAGAAGAUGAGAUCACGGUCUCCUAAUGGGCCCCAUUUAGAAUUCACAAAGACUUUACAAUGUUGUAAAAAUGAUAAAUAUUAUUAAGGAAUUGGAGAGGCGCCUCAGUGAUGUACCCCCUUCUGUCUGCAAGAGUCAAAGUAUAGAUGGGAUUCUG